This is a messenger RNA of Cyprinodon variegatus (sheepshead minnow), 3097 nucleotides long. It is a transcript of the gene chtf18, whose product is annotated as chromosome transmission fidelity factor 18. Gene Ontology annotation, molecular function: ATP binding; ATP hydrolysis activity. NCBI's taxonomy places the organism in Eukaryota, Metazoa, Chordata, Actinopteri, Cyprinodontiformes, Cyprinodontidae. The coding region runs from base 147 to 2987 and encodes 946 amino acids. The record is from RefSeq and is a predicted model, not a curated record. The transcript is spliced from 21 exons.
UAAACAUCGCAACAAAAAUUACCGCGAACUACCACAGAGGCCGAGUGUAAAACAUUGAUCAAAACGAUUCUUUUUCUUUUAGUUUUUGAGCGGCUGGAUUUAAAAACCACAGUUUUUCUGGUAGCGGUGUCUCUAACGAUCUAAACAUGGAGGAAUAUGACGAUAUUUUUGAGAUUGAGGAUCGGUUCGAGGAGCAGUUUGCUGACGAGCUGGAAGUGUUAGCUCAGAUGGAGGACGAAACCUCCCAGCCAGCGAAGCGUCUAAAGCAGACUUAUGGAGACGACAUUUCAGACAUAGAACACCUCCUGGACACUCAGCCCAGCACUCCAAAAGCAAAGCGGCAUGAUACAGGCGUGGUUAAGCGUCUUUUCAAUGGAUCCCAAGCUCAGGAGAAGAAAGUCCUGCCAGAGCGUGACGACAUCACACCGCCAUCAUCUCCUGAGCAGUUUGAGGUGUCAAACACCUUCAGAUCUACUGCUGCCGCGCUGGAUAUAAGUGGCUUCGCAGAAAUCCCGGAGACCCCCGGGCAACCCGUCACACUGACCCCGGCAUCCACACGUGUGCUGAAGCGACCGCCUUUGGAGGGCGAGUUUAUCAAUGUGACUGAUUCGUUGGGGAAUCGGGUGUACCUCCGACAGAAGGAAGAGACGGGCAUAAAGAAUGUGGACUCAAGAAUAGUACCGAACACUGAAGGAGAACUGGGACUGCUCACUUUGCCAAUUAGAGUCCUGAGACAACAGGAAGCAGAGAGGCGCCACCAGCAGGUUAUUGAGGAAUCGCAGCGUCUCACUGAGCUGAUUGGGUAUGGAGCUCCUCACCAUCUCUCAUUAAUGCACAGAGAGGUGACUGAUCCUGUCCAUAAAUGUUUUUGCACGUGCAGCAGUGUGAACGAUGCAUUCGGCGAGUCUGAAAACGGAGAGGAGGAGGAGGAGAACGAGGAUCCUGAGGACGCAGAGGGACGGACAUCUCGGCUGUGGGUGGACAGAUUUUCACCGCGUCACUACACGGAGCUCCUCAGUGAUGACUUCACUAACCGCUGUCUACUGAAGUGGUUGAAGCUGUGGGACACAGUGGUGUUUGGAAGAGAGAGGAAGUCCCGCCCCACACGCUCUGACAGACAGGCACCCAGUCACAACUCAUUCAAACCCAAUCAGGGAAAUCAGAAUCCAAACCGCUUCAAAAGCAAAGUGGAGAUGACGGAGGAGCUACUGGAGGCUGAACUGGACCAGUACAAACGACCUAAAUAUAAGGUGGCGUUGUUGUCAGGACCUCCAGGCUUAGGGAAGACCACUUUGGCUCAUGUCAUAGCAAAGCAUGCUGGGUACAAUGUGGUGGAAAUCAACGCCAGUGACGAUCGCAGUGCAGAGGUCUUCCAGAAACGCAUCGACACGGCUACUCAGAUGAAAUCAGUUUUAGGCGCCAACGAGAGGCCGAACUGCCUGAUAAUCGACGAGAUCGAUGGAGCACCAGCGGCCGCCAUCAACAUACUGUUAUCAGUGCUGAACAGGAAAGAUGGACAUGGUGGGGACGCCGGUGCAGAAACCGCAAAGAAGAAAAAGAAGAAAGAGUCCAUAUUGCUUCGCCCAAUCAUCUGCAUCUGUAACGACCUUUACGUUCCUGCUCUCAGACCUCUCAGACAGCAGGCUUUUCUUCUGUCUUUCCCACAAACCCAACCUUCCCGCCUCACUCAAAGAUUAGCAGAGAUCUCCACACGGCAGGGCCUAAAAGCAGACGCCGGGGCUCUGAUGUCCUUGUGUGAGAAGACAGAUAAUGACAUUCGUUCCUGCAUCAACACUCUACAGUUCCUCCAUGGUCGUGGCUUGAAGCAGCUGGACUCCAGAACCAUCCAGAGCGUCUCUGUCGGGCAGAAGGACCAAAAUAAAGGCUUGUUCUAUCUGUGGCAGGAGAUCUUUCAGUUACCACGGAUAAAACGAAAACGUAUCGGCGAAGGCUUUGAAGAAGCACCUGGUUCAGGAAGUGGGUUUCAGAGGUUCCAGCACAUUUUGCACCUUGCUUCAUCAAGCGGAGAAUACGAAAAGGUAUCUCAGGGCCUCUAUGAUAACUACUUGUCCAUGCGAGUGAGGGACCCCAACAUGCAGAGCGUGUGCGAGGCUUUGGAUUGGCUGACGUUCUCCGACAGGCUGAACCAAGUGAUUCUGCAUGGACAGAACUUCUCCCUGAUGAGAUACCUGCCCUUCCUCUCCGUGACAUUUCACUUCCUGUUCGCCAACAUGCAUGUGCCCCGCAUCAGCUAUCCUCACAGCCACCACGAGGCUGCGUCUCGUCUACUAAGCAGCAGGAACGCUUUGUCCACCAUGUUGGCCGACAUCCCAGCAAGCAUCCGAUCCAGAAUCGGCCCGCUAAGCCUCACUCUUGAUAUUCUCACAUUGCUUCUUGACAUCAUCUGUCCAAAACUGCGACCUGUGAAUCCGCAGCUGUUUAGCAGCAGAGAGAAGGAACAGAUGCGCGAGCUGAUUGACACCAUGUUGGCCUACAACCUCUCGUACAGGCAGGACCGCACACCUGAGGGCCAGUACACCUACGUGUUGGAGCCGCGUGUUGAGGAGGUGGCCAGGUUUCCGGGCUUACCACCGCAUCGGCAGCUCACGUAUCAGGCCAGACAGACCAUCAGCAGAGAGAUGGAGCAGGAAAAGAUGAGGAGAGCAGAGCAUAUAAUGAUGCAGAGGAACCCUUCAAAGAAAGAGGAAGAGAAAAAGAGUGCUGGCCCAAAACCGACCAGGAACCAUCAGCAGAGGUUGGAGAACAUCGUGAAACAAACCACAGUGGAGGCGAGGCCGGAGGUGGAUUUCUUCGGUCGAAUUGUCACCCCCAAACCUCAGAGACCACAGCCGUCCUCAGACUCAGGUGAGAAGUGUGCGGUUCUCUCCAUGGGGACGGCUGUAGGCAACAGCGAUGUGUGGUUCCGCUUCAACGAGGGCAUGUCCAAUGCGGUCAGACGCAACGUUUACAUCCGAGAGCUCCUAUAAACACCACUGGACCGACAUCAAUACGUUCUGUUAAUUCAAAACAGUCUUUAUUUGGAUCGACAGUGCAAAGAGCCAAUAAAAAGGACAUUGCUGAACCCAGGGGAAGAUGC